AUGAGCGGCAUCGUGUGGGCCGCGCUCAAGCACAGCGCCAAGGUGGUGGCUGCCACGAAUGCGGCGGGAUUCCUGGUGACUGCGGUGACGCAGAGCCACAAGAUCACAGACCUGACGGGCACGGCGGCCUUUGCCGCCAGCGCCUGGGCCACUCACGCCGCCGCCGCCAGGGCGAUGGGCACGCCCCUGCUGGCGCCCUCCCGCGGCUCCCUGCUGGCGGGCUGCGUGUCGCUCUGGGCGCUGCGGCUGGGGGGCUACCUCUUCUACCGCGUGCUCCAGGUCGGCAAGGAUGCCCGGCUGGAUCAGUUUUUCCAGCAGCCCGAGGAGACGCUGCUGACGGGGCCCAGCAACUACCCGCUGCGCCUGCUGUUCUUCUGGACGAUGCAGGGCCUGUGGGCCUGGGCCUGCAUGCUGCCCGUCACCGCGGCCCAUGCCCUGAGCCGCUCCGCCCCCGCCGCGCACCGCCUCGCCUUCUCGCCCUCCCUGGCCGCCGGGCUGCUGCUGUUUGGCGGCGGGCUGCUGGUGGAGAGCGUGGCGGACUGGCAGAAGUUCAGCUUCAAGAGCGACCCAGCCAACCAGGGUCGCUUCAUGGGCCCCGUGGGCCUCUUCGCCUACUCCCGCCAUCCCAACUACUUUGGCGAGAUGUGUGUGUGGGCAGGCCUGUUUGUGAUGGCGGGCCCCGCGGUGUGGGUGCGCUGCCCUUGGGCUGCAGCCUCCCCCAUCUUCACCUACCUCCUCAUCCGCCACCUGUCCGGCAUCCCGCCGCUGGAGCGUUCGUACGCGGAGCGGUACGGCGGGCAGCCGCAGUACGAGGCCUACAAGGCAGCCACCAACCUGCUCUUCCCCUGGCCGCCCCGCGACAAGUUCCCCUGA
Chlorella variabilis is the source of this 873-nucleotide messenger RNA. RefSeq lists its product as hypothetical. NCBI's taxonomy places the organism in Eukaryota, Viridiplantae, Chlorophyta, Trebouxiophyceae, Chlorellales, Chlorellaceae. Gene Ontology annotation, molecular function: oxidoreductase activity, acting on the CH-CH group of donors. Gene Ontology annotation, biological process: lipid metabolic process. The transcript has 9 exons. Gene Ontology annotation, cellular component: membrane. The coding region runs from base 1 to 873 and encodes 290 amino acids. The record is from RefSeq and is a predicted model, not a curated record.